GCGUGAACGUAUUGACGUCACUCGAAGCUGCUGCCUUGACUCCCGGCCUUUGCGUCUCCGCUGUGGUACCUGGAGCUGGGGUCGCCUGUGUGCGGGGACUUGGGCAGUUUCCCCUCAGAGGCCUGGCGUCCGGCCGCCCCUGCCCGCCCUGCCCCGGCCCGGCGCCGCCCAGGGCGUCCGUGCCGCCGUCAUGGAUCUGAAUUUAAACCGAGCGGAUUAUUUACAGGUGGGAGUGACCUCUCAGAAGACCAUGAAGUUACUUCCUGCCUCAAGACACAGAGCUACACAAAAGGUAGUUAUUGGAGAUUAUGAUGGUGUAGUUACGUGCUUUGGCAUGAAGAAAGGAGAAGCAGUGACAGUGUUCAAGACUUUACCUGAGCAGAAGAUUGCAAGACUGGAACUAGGAGGGGUUCUUAACACACCACAGGAGAAAAUUUUUAUUGCUGCAGGAUCUGAGAUUAGAGGAUUCACAAAGAGAGGGAAACAGUUCCUCUCUUUUGAAACAAACCUCACUGAAAGCAUUAAAGCUAUGCACAUAUCUGGCUCAGACCUCUUUCUCAGUGCAAGUUACAUCUAUAACCAUUAUUGUGAUUGCAAAGACCAGCAUUAUUACCUUUCUGGGGACAAAAUCAAUGAUGUCAUCUGCCUUCCAGUGGAAAGAUUACCUCGUAUUACACCGGUAUUGGCCUGCCAGGACAGAGUUCUCAGAGUUUUACAGGGAUCCGACGUGGUAUAUGAAGUUGAAGUUCCUGGCCCGCCAACUGUUUUAAGUCUGCACAAUGGAAAUGGCGGUGACUCUGGAGAAGACCUUUGGUUUGGGACAUCGGAUGGAAAACUUGGGCUUAUUCAGAUCACUCCAUCUAAGCCAAUACACAAGUGGGGAAUUCAAAAUAAGAAAAAGAGGGGAGGUAUUUUGUGUGUCGACAGCUUUGACAUUGUGGGUGAUGGGGUUAAAGAUUUACUUGUUGGGAGAGAUGACGGAAUGGUGGAAGUUUAUAGCUUUGAUAACGCAAAUGAGCCUGUCUUACGAUUUGAUCAGGCCUUGUCUGAAAGUGUCACAUCUGUCCAGGGAGGUUGUGUAGGGAAAGAUGGCUAUGAUGAAAUCGUCGUGUCUACAUAUUCAGGCUGGGUUACAGGUCUGACAACAGAGCCUGUUCAUAAGGAAAGUGGACCAGGAGAGGAACUAAAAAUUACUCAGGACAUGCAGAAUAAAAUUUCUUCUUUACGGAGUGAGCUGGAACACCUGCAGUAUAAGGUACUACAGGAAAGAGAGAAAUAUCAGCAGUCUUCUCAGUCAAGCAAAGCAAAAUCAGCUGUCCCUUCGUUUAGCAUAAAUGACAAGUUUACAUUAAAUAAAGAUGAUGCCAGUUACAGCCUUGUCUUAGAGGUGCAGACAGCAAUAGAUAAUGUCUUAAUACAGAGUGAUGUUCCAAUAGAUUUACUCGAUGUGGAUAAAAAUUCUGCUGUUGUCAGCUUCAGCAGCUGUGAUGCUGAGUCAAAUGACAACUUUCUUCUUGCCACUUAUCGGUGCCAGGCGAAUACCACAAGGCUGGAACUCAAGAUUCGCUCAAUUGAAGGCCAGUAUGGCACACUUCAAGCAUAUGUGACUCCAAGAAUUCAACCCAAAACCUGCCAGGUCCGCCAGUACCUUAUCAAACCCCUUUCACUCCAUCAAAGAACUCACUGUAUUGAUCAUGACAGACCCAUGAAUACACUGACUUUAACGGGCCAGUUCAGUUUUGCUGAAGUUCACUCCUGGGUGGUGUUUUGCCUGCCUGAAGUUCCUGAAAAGCCUCCAGCAGGAGAAUGCGUGACAUUUUACUUCCAGAACACCUUCCUGGAUACACAAUUGGAAAGUAACUACAGAAAAGGAGAAGGAAUUUUUAAAUCUGACAACAUUUCUACUAUAUCCAUCCUAAAAGAUGUGCUCUCUAAAGAAGCUACAAAGAGGAAAAUUAACCUUAACAUCUCAUACGAGAUAAAUGAAGUAUCAGUCAAACACACUUUAACUCUAAUCCACCCAAAGCUGGAAUACCAGUUGCUCUUGGCUAAGAAAGUGCAAUUAAUUGAUGCUUUAAAAGAAUUGCAGGUUCAUGAGGGAAAUACAAACUUUCUGAUACCAGAAUAUCGCUGUAUUCUAGAAGAGGCAGAUCACCUACAGGAAGAAUACAAAAAGCAACCAGCACAUCUUGAAAGACUCUAUGGCAUGAUCACCGAUCUUUUCAUAGAUAAGUUCAAGUUUAAAGGCACCAAUGUAAAAACCAAAGUACCUCUUUUACUGGAUAUUCUGGACAGUUAUGACCAAAAUGCAUUGACUGCUUUCUUCGAUGCUGCAUGAGAUAUAAACCAGAAGAAAACUGAUUCUCACUGAGGUUAAGUGAUGAAGAAGACUGCUAUCAUUUUGUAAAGCUGGGACAAGAACCCAUUAUCCUGGUGCCUGGUUUGUGUCCUGGUUACUAUGUAUGUUGUCAGCCAGUGGAAAUAACGUACCAGCUCUUUUUUCUAGGAGUUGAGAUUGAUUUGCAAUUGAUUUCACUCUGCAUGGUAAUGAGCAUUGUGACAUUGUGACCAGCGCUCAGUUUGUAAGAUGCUUAAGUUGGCUCAGUGCUAUUAAUUGUGGUCAAAGGAACAAGCAGAGCUUGCACAGAUUGGGGGUGGGGAGGACUUGAACUUGAUGUGCUGUAAUGAGUAGAGCUAUACAAGUGUGCAUGUGAAUAGUGCAGAAAUAGUGAUGGCUUCUUAGAUUUUCCUGCACUAGUAUCCACUUAUUUCCUUUUUAUCAUGUAUGAAAGAAAGCAUGACUUUAAGGCUGUGGAAGUGUUAUUCAUUAAUCUUAAUUCAUGUUUAUUCAUAUUCAGGGGAAUGUUAUAUUUAAAGGUUGCUUUAAAAUGGCUUAAAGAUUAUAAUGGAAAAUAAGCUAUUCUUUAUGUUUUUAAGAAGGGCACACAUGAAUUUGUGAGAAAACAAUCGUGCUUAAUUAUAUACCAUUAUAUUAGUUAUGUGCAAGCCUUGAAUAUUAAAUAUGAAAAUCUGUUAAAGGCA
Molecule: messenger RNA, 3042 nt
Organism: Hipposideros armiger (great roundleaf bat)
Lineage: Eukaryota; Metazoa; Chordata; Mammalia; Chiroptera; Hipposideridae
Gene: BBS7
Product: Bardet-Biedl syndrome 7
Exons: 20
Coding region: 191-2338 (715 amino acids)
Biological process (GO): non-motile cilium assembly; intracellular protein localization; intracellular transport
Cellular component (GO): BBSome; membrane; neuron projection
Molecular function (GO): protein binding
Source: RefSeq, a predicted model, not a curated record